UUCAAAAGGCGAGGCGAAAAUUGACAAGCCUGCUUUACAAGACCUGUCUGUAAACAAGCCACGCCAACCUAACCUGCUGUAAGAUUAACGCGUGAGCACUCGUACCACUCCCUCAGCGUCGAAGUGCCACAAGGAUCAUUGAAACGGUGCAGAGCCACUCUCCCAGUACGCAUCUUUGUGCCCGAGGAAUAAGAACAGACAAGCCAGCUGCAGUCUGUUCCGUCGCGCAUUCACCUCACUCCGUCACCAGAACUCGACCUUCGAGCGUCGUUUUGCCAGCUCUUCCGGAAAAAAGAAGAAAAAAAAAGCCGAGAGGGUACGAUCCGAGGAAGCGGCUUCUUAAAAACGCGCACGACGGCUUCGGUGACAGUCGCGAAAGCGGUGCCCAUCGCUCAACAUCGCAGGCCGUAAGCGCUGCGUUGUGACAGGUGCAGCCUGCUGGAUUACACGCGCCAUAGUCGCAGCCUCCUUUAGCCGAGUGACUGUAGCCGGCACCGUCCAGCCAUGGGCUACUUCGGCAUCGAACACACCCCGCUCUACAGAAUCAUCGAGCCCCUCGAGAAGGCCCGGGAUCCGCGCACUGUGGGCUGGUUCUACUCCGGCGACCCCCUGCCCAUCCACCUGCUCAUAGCGGUGUACGUGUGCAUCGUCAAGUUCGUCGGACCCGAGUUGAUGAAGGACCGCAAGCCCAUACACCUGAAGACCCUCAUUCGGAUCUACAACCUGUGCAUGGUCGCACUCAACUUCGGCUUCAUGGUGUUCUUCUUCAAGAACACCUAUCUGCGCGGCAAUUACAACUGGCUCUGCACGGGCAUAACCUACGAGAGCACGGAGCAGUCCAUGACGGUGCUGAACGCCUGCUGGUGGUACCUGCACGUGCGCAUAGCCGAGUUCCUCGACACCGUGUUCUUCGUGCUCAGGAAGAAGAACGAACAGGUGACGAGAUUGCACGUCAUCCACCACUGCAUCGUCGUCUGGAACGGCUGGGUGGGCCUGACGUUCGGCGCCGAAGGCCAGAUCAUGAUCUGCAUCUGCAUCAACUGUCUGGUGCACGUCAUCAUGUACUCCUACUACUUCCUGUCCUCCUUCGGGCCGGCCAUGCGGCGGUACCUGUGGUGGAAGCGGUACCUGACGAUGAUGCAGAUUGCCCAGCUGUCCUUCUUCGUUAUUUACGCCAUGGUGCCCAUGGUCCACGAGUGCAACUACCCGCGCAUCCUGCUUUGGAUCGGGUUCGCUCAGGCGGUUGUGCUGCUCAGCCUGUUCUGCAACUUCUACCUGCAUACGUACAAGGGAGGCGACCCGAGGCAGCAUUCGCCAGCCAAGGAGAGAGUAGAGUGAGCACUCCAAAGCCGUAGUCGUGGCGGGGAACAAUGUUUUUUUUUCCUUUAUUGUGUAAGUAUCGCGUAUGUUUCUAAGCGCCGUCGACAUACUUACAAGUGCCUUGACAAGCGCGUAAGUCGGUCGUGAGUGGAGUUCUGGUUUCGGGAUGUCCUUCGUCGCCUCGUCAUGCAGUUUCGUGCGCUUGUGUUCGGCUCUGUGAGUGGUGUGACAACGGCGACCUUACGGCCAGCUUGUGCAACAAGUGUGACCGACCUGUGCUCCACACUCGAUGACGAACUCUGGCGUAGAGCACCGGCGGGCGUUCUGUGGGUCCAGGACAGUGGCGCUGCAAACGUUCUUCAUGAAGGAAGCAGGAAGCGUUGGCCGACGUUCUCGGAUGCGACCGUGGCCACCAUUAAAUGGGCGAUUUGACUUUCGCCGCCCCUGUUCAGAGCUGACUCACGCUGAACGUUCGGGUGGUGCACCGACUGCGCGCGCGCGUUCAACGCCAGUGCAACGCGGCGUUUCCUGCUUUCGGGACUCCUUUGUUUGCGAGACAAGAAUAAAGUAGGUCUUUUCAUCGA
Messenger RNA from Rhipicephalus microplus (southern cattle tick), 1904 nucleotides. RefSeq names its product very long chain fatty acid elongase AAEL008004-like. Gene Ontology annotation, biological process: fatty acid elongation, monounsaturated fatty acid; fatty acid elongation, saturated fatty acid; fatty acid elongation, polyunsaturated fatty acid. The record is from RefSeq and is a predicted model, not a curated record. Gene Ontology annotation, cellular component: endoplasmic reticulum membrane. Gene Ontology annotation, molecular function: fatty acid elongase activity. NCBI's taxonomy places the organism in Eukaryota, Metazoa, Arthropoda, Arachnida, Ixodida, Ixodidae.